CCCUCCGCCUGUACCUGCAUGCAGUCCGCAUGCGCCAAAGGGGGGGGGAUUUGGGGAGAGGAGGAGGGGGACCUGGCACGCAGGCCCCCCUGCCGGCCUUGCUGCAUCUCCUAGAUGACUUUACUGCAUGGAAGCCUUGGAAGAAGUCGACGGAAAUUUCUAUUCAUGGUAAUCACAGUACACACUACCGUCACUGAUACUAUUCCCAUCUUGGAGACGCGCAUGAACGGGCUGUCGUGGGAGGCGCAGCCGCUCUGCGUAGGUAGGUGUACGUAUGUUUUGUUCUUAUGUGCUACUGAUAAUCCUCACGUUUAUCGAAUAUGGCCAUGGGGUUACAGAGUAUGGUACGGAUACGGCGGCGAGGGAGCUUUUCUGCUCAAUUGACGUGCUUCCAGAUCUAGUGGUUUGUUCGCAUGCUCAUCCUCACCUCGACAGCAUUGCAGG
Colletotrichum godetiae is the source of this 444-nucleotide messenger RNA. RefSeq lists its product as uncharacterized. The record is from RefSeq and is a predicted model, not a curated record. Bases 115 to 384 code for a protein of 89 amino acids. Lineage: Eukaryota; Fungi; Ascomycota; Sordariomycetes; Glomerellales; Glomerellaceae. The transcript has a single exon.